This is a messenger RNA of Oncorhynchus nerka (sockeye salmon), 2256 nucleotides long. RefSeq names its product aldo-keto reductase family 1 member A1-A-like. Gene Ontology annotation, molecular function: aldose reductase (NADPH) activity. Gene Ontology annotation, biological process: aldehyde catabolic process. The transcript has 10 exons. Gene Ontology annotation, cellular component: cytosol. The record is from RefSeq and is a predicted model, not a curated record. NCBI's taxonomy places the organism in Eukaryota, Metazoa, Chordata, Actinopteri, Salmoniformes, Salmonidae. Bases 136 to 1110 code for a protein of 324 amino acids.
UUUGGGUUACAGAUAAACAGAUCCAGACUUUGACCUCUGUCUGUUUAAAACCAGCCUGACUACUGAGCAUCACACACAUUCUGACACACAGACUUCUGAUCGUUUGCCUGCCUUUCAGAACCUCUGGACUGAACCAUGAGUUCUUGCGUGACCCUGUCGUCAGGGCAUAAGAUUCCCCUGGUGGGGCUGGGCACCUGGAAGAGUGCCCCUGGACAGGUGAAGCAGGCGGUGCUGACGGCUCUAGACUGUGGCUACAGACACAUUGAUUGUGCUGCUGCGUACAGUAAUGAGCAGGAGGUCGGGGAGGCACUGGCUAUGAGGCUGGGACCAGGAAAGGCCCUGCGUCGUGAGGCUGUAUUUCUGACCUCUAAGCUGUGGAACACCCAGCAUCACCCUGACGAUGUAGAGACAGCCUGUAGGAAGAGUCUAAUACAUCUGGGACUGAACUACCUGGACCUCUACCUCAUGCAUUGGCCCAUGGCCUUCCAGCGUGGGACAGAGCUGAUGCCUAAGCGGGCCGAUGGGAGUGUGUGUUACGAUGACAUACACUACCAGGAAACCUGGGUUGCCAUGGAGAGCCUGGUUGAUAAGGGGCUGGUCCGAGCCAUCGGUCUGUCCAACUUCAACGCCAGACAGACAGACGAUAUCAUCAGCAUCGCCAAACACAAGCCUGUAGUCAACCAGGUGGAGUGUCACCCAUACCUGUCCCAGGCUGAGUUGCUGAGUCACUGCAGGUCGGUAGGUGUAUGUGUGACGGCCUACAGCCCCCUGGGUAGCGGUGACAGGCCCUGGGCCUCGCCUGAUGAACCCUGCCUGCUGCAGGACCCUGGACUGGGGGCUAUCGCCCUCCGCCACAGCAUGACCCCUGCUCAGGUCAUACUCCGGUGGCAGGUACAGAGAGGGGUAGUCUGCAUCCCCAAAAGUGUCACGCCCUCCAGGAUCCAGCAGAACAUACAGGUGUUUGACUUCUCUCUGUCGGAUGAAGACAUGAAGCAGAUGGAGUCAUUCAGCAGAAACGAGAGGUACAUCGUCCCAGCUGUGGAGAGGGACGGAAAGAGAGUGUGGAGGGACGCAGAGCACCCCCAUUUCCCCUUCAAUGAGCCGUACUGACCCCACAUCUAGACACAGAUCAACUGACCCCACAUCUAGACACAGAUCAACUGACCCCACAUCUAGACACAGAUCUACUGACCCCACAUAUAGAGACAGAUCUACUGACCCCACAUAUAGAGACAGAUCUACUGACCCCACAUCUAGACACAGAUCUACUGACCCCACAUAUAGAGACAGAUCUACUGACCCCACAUCUAGAGACAGAUCUACUGACCUCACAUCUAGAGACAGAUCUACUGACCCCACAUCUAGAGACAGAUCUACUGACCCCACAUCUAGAGACAGAUCUACUGACCUCACAUCUAGAGACAGGUCUACUGACCCCACAUCUAGAGACAGGUCUACUGACCCCACAUCUAGAGACAGGUCUACUGACCCCACAUCUAGAGACAGGUCUACUGACCCCACAUCUAGAGACAGGUCUACUGACCCCACAUCUAGAGACAGGUCUACUGACCCCACAUCUAGAGACAGGUCUACUGACCCCACAUCUAGAGACAGGUCUACUGACCCCACAUCUAGAGACAGGUCUACCGGCCCCACAUCUAGAGACAGAUCUACCGGCCCCACAUCUAGAGACAGAUCAACCGACCCCACAUCUAGACACAGAUCUUCCGGCCCCACAUCUCAACAUUAUUUAUGAGAGGUAUUGACAUGUUGAAUGCGCCGAGGUGUCUGUCUAAACUACUGGCACACAGCUCCGACACCCAUGCAUACCCCACAAGACAUGCCACAAGAGGUGUCUUCACAGUCCCCAAGUCCUGAACAGACUAUGGGAGGCACACAACAGUACUACAUGGAACUCUAUUCCACAUCAAGUAACUGAUGCAAGCAGUAAAAUUAGAUUUAAAAAACACCUUAUGGAACAGUGGGGACUGUGAAGCAACACAAACAAUGGCACAGACACACGCAUACGAUAACAUACGCACUAUACACAGACAUGGAUUUAGUAAUGUAGAGAUGUGGUAGUGGUGGAGUAGGGGCCUGAGGGCACACAGUGCGUUGUGAAAUCUGUGAAUGUAUUGUAAUGUUUUAAAAUUGUAUAAAUUGCCUUAAUUUUGCUGGACCCCAGAGUAGCUGCUUUGGCAACAACUAAUGGGGAUCCAUAAUAAAUACAGAUCUACUUGUUUCAUUUCUACACAA